Messenger RNA from Diuraphis noxia (Russian wheat aphid), 843 nucleotides. RefSeq lists its product as uncharacterized. NCBI's taxonomy places the organism in Eukaryota, Metazoa, Arthropoda, Insecta, Hemiptera, Aphididae. The record is from RefSeq and is a predicted model, not a curated record.
AUGACAUACCUGGGAGUGACCAUAGACAAAUCACUACUCUUCAAGAAGCAUGUAUGUAAAGCUGCAGCCAAGGCUGAAAAAGUUGGGUCACAACUCGCAAGGCUCAUGCCCAAUGUCGGUGGUCCGCGGGAGGACCSGCGGCGCCUACUGUGUACAGUCGUCCACUCCGUGUUGCUCUAUGGCGCACCGGCCUGGGCCMACACAUUGGACCUCGUUCCCRCCAAUGUCAAGACGAUCAACAAGGUCCAAAGGAAGGUCCUACUCCGCAGAACCUGUGCCUAUCGCACAGUAUCCGAGGCAGCAACAAGUGUGAUAGCGGCAACUCCCCCAGCGGACUUGCUGGCCAGACAGCGUGAGGCGGAAUUCCUUAGACGCAGASUCGGGGCAGGCGCUCCACCAGCAUUUGAGGUAGUUAAUAACUGWCAAGAGAGAUGGGAGGCAUCUGGAUGUUGGACUAGGAAGCUAAUCCCAGAUGUAAACCUGUGGUACACAAGAAACCUCGGUAGGACCAACUUCCACCUCCCCCAGUUCUUAUCCGGCCACGGCUGCUUUGGUUACUAUCUGAACCGAAUUCGAAAGCUGGAGUCACCUGCGUGCAUAGACUGCUCAGCACCCCGUGACGAUGCCGAACACGCAUUUUUCAUCUGCGACAGGUGGUGGAGACAGAGGAGCGAACUGGAAGCGAAGAUAGAUGCGGAAUUCAAACCGGAGACUGCAAUCGAAGUGAUGCUCAAGUCUUCAAAUAACUUCUCUGCAGUCAACGUCUUCGUGGGCAAUGUGCUGAAGACCAGGGAAGACGAAGAAAGAGAACGUCAACGCAGACCAGAUAAUUUUCAACCCUAG